Messenger RNA from Oncorhynchus mykiss (rainbow trout), 1878 nucleotides. It is a transcript of the gene mrpl45, whose product is annotated as mitochondrial ribosomal protein L45. Gene Ontology annotation, cellular component: mitochondrion. The record is from RefSeq and is a predicted model, not a curated record. NCBI's taxonomy places the organism in Eukaryota, Metazoa, Chordata, Actinopteri, Salmoniformes, Salmonidae.
AGCAAAAUGGAGCCCUCUGCCUUGUUACAACAGUUAAACAUUUGGCCACACCUUGUAGAUUUUUUGUCUUCUGAUCUAAACAUCUUUGAACUAUAUAUCAACAAUAACUGAAAGCAGAUUCUCAUUAUAAAAAAAACCUAAACAAGAAAUAGUUUAUUCUAAAAUGCAGAGCAAGGCAGAAUAGCCAAAGUGACCCCCAAAACGUUGCAAGAAGAAUCGUAACAAUACGCAGCACAGCGCAGAUAUAUUGUUCUUGAACACACCUCAAACUGAGUCUGACAGCAAAUAUGGCGAUGUCCAUGAGGAGGGCAUUACUACCUCUGCAUCGGAUGAGAUUCAGCAAUUUGAAGAAUGCAGAAGCUUCGCUGGAGGUACGGUAUCCCCUGCCCUUUGUUGUCCCGGUAAGGACCAAGAAGCGCUACUUCAUUCCCCCGGCAGUGGGGAUAAAAGGGAAGGCGGCAGUCUCGGCAGACCAGGAGGCCAAAGCCAGAGCGGCAGGUGUUGUCCUGAGGCAGGAGUACAUGGAGAGAGCCAUCAACAUCGCCUGCACUGCGGGAGUGUUUGAUCCCUAUAUCCCCCCAGAAGGGGAUGCUCGUCUCUCCAGUCUGUCCAAAGAGGGUCUGAAACAGCGCACAGAGCAGAUCAAACAGGGUGCUGCCUCCCAGCUAGCGAUACGCAAGAUCAAAGAGCAUGACGCUGAGUUCACCACAAAGGCGUUCCCAGUGAAAGCUCAGGAGAUCUUCGUUGACGCGCACAAUGCUCUCACACAGUUUAACAAGGAGAAACUUCACUCCCUUGUGACAGAAAGAUGUUACCCUGAGAUGGUGAGGGGGAACCGCUACAAGACGCUGCGGUGGCAUUUCGUGGAGUCCCUGGAGCCGCCCAAGGUGGUGCACGCCCGCUGCCCAGACAUGGUCAGCAAAGGCAACUUGUAUGGGCAGGUUACGGUGCGCAUGCACUCCAGACAGACCCUGGCUGUCUACGACCGCUUCGGCAGACUGAUGAUGGGGAGCGAAGAGGAGCCCAGGGAUGUGCUGGAGUACCUGGUUCUGGAGAGGCACCUCGUCAACCCAUACGGCAUGUGGAGGUUACAUGGCAAGAUAGUACCAGCCUGGGCCCCAGUGAAGGAACCCAUCGUCAAGACUGUUAUGAUCCCUGGCCCGGAGCUCAAGCCAGGCGAGGAAUUUGAAGGGCUCAACUAUGAAGUGCCUAAGCCUAAGGCUGUGCAGUGGCACAAAUAGACCACAGUUGGGAGCUGUAAUUCUGGGCCAACACAUACGUUCUCAUUUUUUUUCAGAAACCAUGAAGCUACAUUUAGUUUUCUGCUUUUUUAUAUAAAAAUACACUGUUUUGUUACACCUUACACUUGUAUAUCUCAAACACUUCAAAUAAUCCACAUUGUCCAGAUCUGUAGAGAUUGUAUGGUUUAUUUCAAUGGUGCAUAUAUUACAUGUUAAUUUAAAAAAUACAAAAAUAAAAUGUCACCUCCCUUUUUUUCAUAACUUUUUGGAUUUCAGUGAAUGUACAUUUUAUAUCAGAAUAAUCUGUACUUUUCAUCGGCAAUACAUACAAAAAUAACUGAAAUCAACAGAAAUACUUUUCAACAUGCAUACAAAAAGGAUUCAUUGUGUAAUGAUGAUGGUAUUUGAUUCUAUUUAACAAAAAGACAUAGCACACCCGUUCAAAAAACACCUUACAUGCAUAAAAAAAAACACUCACAAAACGAAGGUGGUCCAUUGCGGAUAACACGAGGCAAAGCAUGAAGACGAUCUCACCACUGCACAACAUUUUCAUUUUCACUGAAUGAGGAGAUGUGUCAAAUAUGGAUGGAUACAUUUGGUAAAUAAAGCAUGGAAAUGGUGAAUAAAUCAAUGACAA